AUGCCACUCUGUCUCACCUUCAUCGACUUGAAGAAGGCCUUUGACUCAGUUGAGACGGAAGCGGUCGUGGAAGCCUUGGACAACCAAGGCGUCCCUACUCAGUACAUAAAGGUACUUCGAGAGUUGUACAAUAACUUCACGACCGGAAUUCCGCCAUUCCACAAGAACAUCAUCAUUGACGUGAAGAGGGGGGUCCGACAGGGUGAUACAAUUUCACCCAAAAUAUUCACAGCCACCCUCGAGAACGCAAUGCGAAAGUUGGAAUGGGACGACAUGGGAGUGAAGGUGAAUCUGCAAAAGACGAUGUUCAUGCGGAACGGGUGGGUCUCGGAUGCCCAAUUCACGCUCAACGGAACGAACAUAUCCGAAUGCACCAGCUACGUUUAUCUGGGUCGGGAAUUGAACAUGAUGAACGACCUGACCCCCGAGCUGGGCAGGAGGAGAAGAGCGGCUUGGGGAGCGUAUAAGAGCAUCGAGGAUGUAGUGAAUAAGACUAGGAGCACCCGCCUCCGUGCUUACCUCUUCAACACCACCGUACUUCCUGCUUUGACCUACGCUAUCGGAAACCUAGGCAUUUCGCAAGCAGGAAGAAAACGCGUGAGGGACGGGAUUCGAAGUUCUCUCCCACGUCAGCGAUCGAAGAUUAAAGACGCCGCCACGUUUGCCAAGGAAAGUAAAAUAAGAUGGGCCGGACACGUGAUGCGCUUUAACGACAAUCGUUGGACCAGAGCCGAGAGCGGCUGGGUCCCCGCGAUAUUGAGCGCACUACACGAAGACCGCCGACCCGAUGGUCAGAUUUCUUCACGAAGUCCUUCGAAGGAACUUAUGAUGCUCUUCGGUCCCGCGCGAAAGGAGGAACCACUGGGCGAUUAUGGUACGCGAUUGGGACAAAUGGAAGAACUACUGGCGCCCGCUCGACCAGUUCGAAGAUCAACGGGAGUCAAGGUGAUCAAGAUGAUCUACCAUACACACACUAUACACACUAUACAAGUCUCUGGUGUAUCAAUCCAUUUGGGAUCCGUCAACGCGUUUUACUGCGUUUCGUAA
Messenger RNA from Necator americanus (New World hookworm), 1047 nucleotides. RefSeq lists its product as uncharacterized. NCBI's taxonomy places the organism in Eukaryota, Metazoa, Nematoda, Chromadorea, Rhabditida, Ancylostomatidae. The coding region runs from base 1 to 1047 and encodes 348 amino acids. The transcript has 3 exons. The record is from RefSeq and is a predicted model, not a curated record.